GGACUCGUGUCUCAGGGUCUGGCGCCGUACAGUAAGGUGAUCGUCGGGGUUGAUAUUAGUCAGGGCAUGGUCGAAUAUUUUAACAAGCGAGUGAUGGAGCAAGGUAUCUCGUCUGACGAAAUGCGGGCUGUGUGUGUUGAGUUGAAAGGCGAAGAUGGAGAGUUGGAGGGUAUGGAGUUUGACGUAGUUAUGUGCGCGCAGGCUUAUCACCAUUUACCUUCGAUCGAGGACACUACCAAGAUACUAGCGCACUUCUUGAAACCAGGAGGAACUUUGAUGGUUGUGGACCUCGCAAAGAAUGAGAAUGGAAUCGAUUUUCAUGAUUAUGUGGGGAAAUUGGCUGAUUCGGGCGCGACUAUGGAAGACGUCCUAUGUCACGAAGCUCACCAGGCUCACGAGCACGUCGAUGGGAAUGGACAUGGGCAUGGACAUCAUCACGCGGCUGCCAAACAUGGCACCAAAAUCUCGCACGUCGUCGCACACAAAGGUGGUUUUCACGAGCAUCAGAUUCGGAAAGCGUUCGAAGAGGCGGGGCUGCAGGAAUUUCAGUGGAAGAUCGCCGGCGCUGUGCAACCGCUGAGAGGUCCACGAAGUGUAGAUCUCUUCCUUGCUACAGGGCAGAAACCCGAGUGAGUCAGUUGGGU
Messenger RNA from Cantharellus anzutake, 644 nucleotides. RefSeq lists its product as uncharacterized. The record is from RefSeq and is a predicted model, not a curated record. Bases 67 to 633 code for a protein of 188 amino acids. Lineage: Eukaryota; Fungi; Basidiomycota; Agaricomycetes; Cantharellales; Hydnaceae. Gene Ontology annotation, molecular function: S-adenosylmethionine-dependent methyltransferase activity. The transcript has 2 exons.